UGGGGAGGGGGUGACAGAAGGCCGUCCGACAGCACAGAGAGGAGCGGACAGAGAGAGGAGACAGACAGCCAGGCUUUUGCCGCACAGCAGGAUGGAGGCCCACAACGCGUCUGCCCCCCUCAACUUCACUCUGCCGCCCAACUUCGGCAAGCGCCCCACAGACCUGGCGCUGAGCGUCAUCCUGGUGCUCAUGUUGCUGGUCAUCAUGCUGUCUCUGGGCUGCACCAUGGAGUUCAGCAAGAUCAAGGCCCACUUCUGGAAGCCCAAGGGGGUGGCCAUCGCCCUGGUGGCGCAGUACGGCAUCAUGCCCCUCACCGCCUUUGCACUGGGAAAGGUCUUCAGGCUGAAUCACAUUGAGGCGCUGGCCAUCCUGGUCUGUGGCUGUUCACCGGGAGGGAACCUGUCCAACAUCUUCAGCCUGGCCAUGAAGGGCGACAUGAACCUCAGCAUCGUGAUGACCACCUGCUCCACCUUCUUCGCCCUGGGCAUGAUGCCCCUCCUCCUGUACAUCUACUCCAGGGGCAUCUAUGAUGGGGACUUGAAGGACAAGGUACCCUAUAAAGGCAUUGUGGUGUCACUCGUCCUGGUCCUUAUUCCUUGCACCAUGGGCAUCCUACUCAAUGCCAAACGGCCGCAAUAUGUACGCUAUGUCACCAAGGGAGCGACAAUCAUCAUCCUUAUGUUCAGCGUGGCUAUCAUAGCGCUCUCUGUCAUCAAUGUAGGCAACAGCAUCAUUUUUAUCACGACACCACACUUGUUGGCCACUUCCUCCCUGAUGCCUUUCACCGGUUUCCUUUUGGGCUACCUUCUCUCUGCUCUCUUCCGCCUCAAUGGAAGGUGCAGACGGACGGUCAGCAUGGAGACCGGAUGCCAAAAUGUCCAGCUCUGCUCCACUAUUCUCAACGUGACCUUCCCCCCUGAAGUCAUCGGACCACUUUUCUUCUUCCCGCUCCUUUAUAUGAUCUUCCAGCUUGGAGAAGGACUUCUCCUCAUCGCCAUCUACCGGUGCUACGUGAAAAUCAAGCCUCAUAAAGAUAAAACCAAGAUCAUCUACACAGCUGCCUCCACUGAAGAAACAAAUCCAGGAGUUCUGAGCAAUGGUGCCCACUCAAAGGAGGAGUACUCGCCACCUGAAACUUCACCCUAGCAGCCUGGAACUUGGUCACGACCCAACUCAGAGCAGAAUGAAGGAAACAUGGAUGUCUUUCUCAAGCAUCUCUUAAAGGAAGUCUCACUCAUCAAGCCUUGCCAGGAGGACAGAAGAUGGGGGGGGGGGGGAGCUAUAGAAAAAAAUCUCACUCCCUGCUUAGAAUAUUUACUUACAGAAUAGACUUGUUCAGUGACAGCCCUGUGAAGGCAGGAAGGGACCAAAGUUGUCUUGCUCUCCUCCAACUGUCUAUAAUAGAGCAGAGCCUAACAGUCCUAUGAAAGGGAAAUGUCUUUUUUUUUUUUUUAAGAAAGGAGACAGUAACAAAACCAUAGAAUAAGAGGGGUACAGUU
Erinaceus europaeus (western European hedgehog) is the source of this 1500-nucleotide messenger RNA. It is a transcript of the gene SLC10A1, whose product is annotated as solute carrier family 10 member 1. Gene Ontology annotation, cellular component: membrane. Bases 92 to 1147 code for a protein of 351 amino acids. The transcript has 5 exons. Gene Ontology annotation, biological process: bile acid and bile salt transport. Lineage: Eukaryota; Metazoa; Chordata; Mammalia; Eulipotyphla; Erinaceidae. Gene Ontology annotation, molecular function: bile acid:sodium symporter activity. The record is from RefSeq and is a predicted model, not a curated record.